AUGAUAUUGCUUUCAAUCUAUAAUAUUUUAUAUGUGAUGGGGCGCAAUAACCUUGUCAUUGAUAUUUCAAGUAAUAUUCCAUACUCAAAAUUACAUGAAAAAAUUGAAGAUGAAAAGAAGAAAGAAUUUCAAAAAUUUCUAACCAAAAAUAAACAAAAAUCAUCUUAUUUUAUUUUUGGUAUUCAAAUUUUUGUUGCAUUAUUAAUUUUUUCAAUAAUUAUUGCAUAUUUUACAAUAUACGUUCUUCAUCCAUUUCAAUUUCAUAUAAAAAAUCAUCUAACAAAAAUAAAAACAUCAUAUGAUGAUAAUGAAAAAUUUUUUUUAUCUAAUAAUUUUAAAACACCACAAUAUGAUAAUAUAUGUCAUCCUAUUUCUGAUUUUAAAUGUAAAAUAUAUGGUGAUGAUGGAUUUUGGAGGAAUACAACAAAUAUGCUUAAGAAAUAUUUGCAUGAAAAUAAAAGUAAAGAUAUACCAUUAAAGAAGACAGUUCGUUUAAUCUUUGAUAGAUGUCUUAAACAAACAUUGAUACCUGAUAAUAAAGUUAAACAUAUCAAGCAAAGUCUUAACUCUAUUCACCGUGCAACAGAUAUUUCUUUUUAUCUUAGUGAUGAACCAAUUUUAAAAAACCAUGUUUAUAAAAGAAAUGUUAUUACUGAUACUAUUGGAAUUUUAGAAAGAAUUUUUGAUGUUAAUAUAUUAUUUAGCAGUAAAUUGGUAUAUGCUGAUAAUAUUAAUAAUAAUGAUGAAAUGAUAACAUCAAUCAAAACUUUAUAUAAAAUUUCACCUGUUUAUGAAUAUUUUGAUCAAUCACAAAAAGAAGAAAAUUUAAAAAAAAUAAUUGAAUUAUUAGAAACAUUUGGUGUUGGUAAUAAAACAUUUAUUAAUGUAGCAGCUAAUGAAAUUUUAAAUAUUGAUCAAUUAUUAUAUAAACCAUCAAAUUCUAUUACAAAUAAAAAUAUUUUAAUAGAUAUUAAUACAGCAAAAAAAAGAUGGAAUUUUAUUAAUUUUGAAGAUUACUUUUUAAGAAUUACAUCCGGAAAUUUAGAUAGUAUGGCUCAUGUUAAAAAUAAUUCAUUUCACUUUAUUGUAAAAGAUGUUGACUUUUUUGAUCGAUUAGAAAUCCUUUUUUCAACAAAUUCUAUCAAUCAAGUGACAUUUGGAAAUUACAUUUUAUAUAAAUUUAUUGUUAAAAGGAUGGAAAUGCCUGGUUUUACAACAGAAAUAGAUUGUACAAGAUUAAUUGCUAAUACUUUACCACUUUUGACAUUAAAAAUAUAUAAUAACGAAUUGACUAAUUAUGAAUUAGAAAUAUUAGAAGAAAUUGCCGAAGAUCAUGUUGAAUAUACAACAGAAGCAUUAGAAAUUGUUGCAUCAUCAAUAAAUAAUUUUACAUUAGAUGAUAAAAAAUUAAUUGUUCAUAAAAUACAAAAUAUUCGUAUAUUAAUGGGUGCACCAAGAUGGGUAUUUAAUGAUGAUCAUCUUAAUAAAUAUCAUGAAAUGUUAAUAAUUAAUGAUGAUGAUGAAUUUAAUAAUAUUAUUUAUAAACUUCAUGAAUUUUCAUUAUUUAAAAAACAAGAAUCAUUAUAUAAAAAACAAUCUGUUGAUGAGUAUAUGUAUGUUCAUCAAAAAAUUUCGGCAAAUAGAAUUUAUUAUUGUCCAAUUACGAAUACAUUAAUGAUUCCAACAUCAGCAUUAUUAUUAUUAAAAGAUGAAUAUGAUAAUAUGUAUGCUAAAAAUAAUCUUUUUAAUGCAAAAAUAGCUUUUGAAUUAAGUAAGUUAUUUACACACGUUGAUAAUCAAUUAUAUACAAGUAAUAAAUUAAUACCAAAAAUAGGAAAACAUUAUGGUCCAGUUACAAAAUGUAUGAAAGAUCGUCUUAUUGAUUUAACUUAUAUUCAACAUAUUACUGAUAUAGAAAUUGAAGAAUCUAUUAGAUAUGUUGCUGCUAUUCAAAUUGCCUAUGUAUCAUAUAAAACAAUUCAAAAUGAAGAAAAUGAUAUGUUAACAAAUAGUGGAUAUCAAAAAAAUAUUAAUAAAACAAUUAAACAAAAACAAAAUAAAAAAUUCUUCGAUGAAAUAUUAUCUCUUUAUUGUCAUAUCCCAAAUGAAUAUUUGCGUGAUUUUGUAGCAAAUUCUUUAGUAGGUUUUAUUCCAUACCAAGCAACAUACGAAUGUUCAUCAGUUAAAAAUAUUGGUACUUGCAAUUUAUGGACAUCAUUUUAUAAACUUUAA
Molecule: messenger RNA, 2232 nt
Organism: Strongyloides ratti
Lineage: Eukaryota; Metazoa; Nematoda; Chromadorea; Rhabditida; Strongyloididae
Exons: 3
Coding region: 1-2232 (743 amino acids)
Biological process (GO): proteolysis
Molecular function (GO): metalloendopeptidase activity
Source: RefSeq, a predicted model, not a curated record